CGCGGUGGCGCAGAUCACAAGCGGGGGAAAAGGAAAAAGGGGGAACCCUCGAUUUUCUUCCUGUACGACAAUCACAGUCGCUGUCAGUUGACGAUUACACAGUAUCCCGCGGGCAAUACACGCGCUCGCUACGCAAAGAGAAACUCUCUUCUCGCUCUUUCUGACUGUAGGACGUGCGUCGUGUUCCUUAGUCGACGUGACGUUUCGCGACGACCAACACUCGUGGCAGUCUCAAUCACGCGAACAACCUCGACGAUCGGUGGUACCACCGAGAGUGUAGAGUUGUGGGAUUUCGCGGGAAAGGUUGCUUAGCCGAGGCCUAGUCGAUCACACCGGAGAGGAUCUCAUUUCGUUGUCGGAUCAUCAUAAUCUUCGAGGACGAUCGAUCGUCGAAAAUCGCGUAAAACCAGGAACGCGACGGUACGUAUCGCUACGCCGACGGCAAGCGCGAAACUACGCGUCUCUCGCGUGAUCACCGAGAGUGCUCGAGAAGUGCAGUGUGCGAGAAGCAAAUCGGUCUCGUUCCCCGCUUGACGCGUGCUGACGCCAAGCCGUCUCGCAUAUUGGUCUCGCAUUUGCUUCGUGGCUACCUUGAAAAUCCCGGAGAGACUUCUUCCACAUGAGGCUCCAUCGUCGGAUCUAAUAAGCGAUCCUGGUUUAUUCCUCGAAGAUUCAAUCUCGUGGUGUGAUCUGAGGUACUUAUCAAAUAUACAAGGCACGCGUCUCGCCAAUGUACUUUGGCACAUCCGAUACCGUCCAAUGUCACGUGAUGCGAGUCAUAUUUGGCUACGGUUUGCCGUGACAAGUGCUUGCCGAAUGUCGUGAAAAAAACUCAACGUGAAAAUGCUGGAAAAACACUUUGCGGCCAUUCAUUCCACGCAAGUCUCGUCUUGGAAAAUCAGAGAGGACCGCAUUGAGAAAUUCGGGGUACCGUGUUAUGUCUCUCGAUCGUUUUUACAUUUGAGACAAUACCGAUCGACAAUAUCAGCGGAGUGCACGCACAAGUGAAAAAUAGCCAGAUCGUCGAGUGGGCCAUCCACGAAAGCCCACAAACAUGACAGAGGCAACGCGGGAUCCAGAGGUGGCAGAUUCGGAAAACGUCGAUAAUGGUAGAACAGCAUUGAAUCUGACUUGCUCGACGACCAACAAGGGUAAACCUCUUCCGGAUCGCGGAACAUGGAGCACCAAACUGGAUUUUAUUCUGAGUGUGGUCGGCUUGGCGAUUGGUCUCGGUAACGUAUGGCGAUUUCCGUAUCUUUGCUACAAAAACGGCGGCGGCGCCUUCCUAAUCCCCUAUUUCUUGACGCUGUUUCUCGCCGGUAUACCCAUGUUCUUUAUGGAGCUCGCCCUCGGACAAAUGCUCACAGUCGGCGGCCUCGGAGUCUUCAAGAUAGCGCCGCUCUUCAAAGGGAUCGGUUACGCCGCCGCUGUCAUGUCCUGCUGGAUGAACGUCUACUACAUCGUUAUCUUGGCUUGGGCCAUCUUUUACUUUUUCAUGUCGAUGCGCAGCGAGUUGCCUUGGGGAAGCUGCAACAACUACUGGAACACUAAAAGCUGCGUGAAUCCUUACGACAGAAGCUCUCUGCUCUGCUGGAACGAGAUCAGCAACCCGAGGAAUGGCAGUGUCGUCAAGAUGUGCAUGGUCAAUCGCAUUAACGUGACGGUGACGGACCUGACGGAUCCCGUCAAGGAGUUCUGGGAACGUCGCGCGCUGCAGAUCAGCGAAGGCAUCGAGCAAGUAGGCAACAUUCGAUGGGAAUUGGCGGCUACGUUGCUACUAGUAUGGAUACUCUGUUACUUUUGCAUCUGGAAAGGUGUCAAGUGGACUGGCAAAGUCGUCUACUUUACCGCCCUUUUUCCAUACGUGUUACUCACUAUUUUGCUGAUUCGCGGCAUCACGCUGCCCGGCGCUAUGGAGGGUAUCCGAUUUUACAUCAGUCCAAACUUGUCCAAGCUCCGGGAAUCCGAGGUGUGGAUCGACGCAGUGACGCAAAUUUUCUUCUCGUAUGGCCUGGGUCUCGGCACGUUGGUGGCGCUCGGUAGUUACAACAAAUUCACCAACAACGUCUACAAGGACGCGUUGAUCGUCUGUUCGGUGAAUUCAUCUACCAGCAUGUUUGCGGGCUUCGUGAUAUUUUCGGUGGUGGGCUUUAUGGCGCACGAGCAACAGAAACCGGUGGCCGAAGUGGCUGCUUCCGGGCCGGGCUUGGCUUUCCUCGCUUAUCCGUCAGCGGUUCUCCAAUUGCCGGGCGCGCCACUUUGGUCCUGUUUGUUCUUUUUCAUGUUACUGCUCAUUGGAUUGGACUCUCAGUUCUGCACGAUGGAGGGCUUCAUCACGGCCAUGGUGGACGAGUGGCCUCAGCUGUUACGUCGUCGCAAGGAACUCUUUAUCGCCAUCGUGUGCGCUCUGUCCUAUCUCAUCGGAUUAUCGUGCAUUUCCCAGGGUGGCAUGUACGUCUUCCAAAUUCUCGACUCUUACGCCGUCUCCGGCUUCUGCCUUCUCUUCCUCAUAUUUUUCGAGUGUAUAUCGAUUAGCUGGGCGUUUGGCGUGAACCGAUUCUACGACGCUCUGCGAGACAUGAUUGGAUACUAUCCCUUCAUGUGGUGGAAAUUCUGUUGGACAGUGACUACGCCCAUGAUUUGCGUUGGUGUGUUCGUCUUCAAUCUGGUGCAAUGGACGCCCAUAAAGUAUCUGGAUUACGAGUAUCCGUGGUGGUCGCACGCCUUGGGCUGGUUCACGGCGCUAUCGUCCAUGCUUUGCAUACCCGGAUACAUGGUCUACGCUUGGAUGACUACGCCAGGCGACAAUAGGACGAAAUAUAAGUUGCUGAUCCAAAUAGAGGAUGACGUUGCCACUCUGCGAACGAAGAUGGGUCAACCACCGGUCGAGCUAACGCCCCUGUAAUUUCCUCUUCGGUCGACAGCAAGCUCAUCUAGUUCGCUAUGAUCUAAUCAUCCGCUAUCAUCUUGUAAAGAGGCACCACGAUAACACCAUGGCCAAUAAGUAAUACGCGCAAAGGUUGUCAAAAGGUCCCUCGUUCUUCAGACAAGAUCGAUUCGCGCGACUUUGGCGCGAAACGCGGAGAGCCAGCAAUGAAACGUCUAUGAUGAGAAACGACUAUGCUCGACACUGCCUUCGGCCUCUAUAUCCUCUCGAUGAAAAGCUUCGCUGGCUUUGUACAUAAGUUAUUCAUGCGUUAUCGUAGCGAUUGUCGCGUAAACCCUGUGUGACAGGUGCCGUAGAAGUUUGCGAACUCCCGACUUGCGUUUGGGUUUAUUGCGGGAUCAUACGAGUUCUAUGCGGAUCCGCUUGCAUCGUCAUUUUCAUUGGUAUUAGCACUAUGCGGUUCAAUUUCUUUGCCUGUUUUUGAUUUUGCAUCAUACAUUUCUCUUUAAAGACAACUGAAAACGUGAAAAUACCAAUAUAUGUGUAUUAGUCUUGUUUGAUUUCUUUGCAGAAAAGUUGCCAAAUGUUUUGUCUCGGAUUAUGCUGCUAUUUAAGAAAAAGAGAAUGUAAAAUGCAGCUAUUGACAUUAAUGCAACUCGUUCUUAGCUCUCACAUACGUAGCAAUGUCCAAUAAUCAUCCAUCAUACUUGUAUUUCUAUGUAUGUACUAAUGUACUUUUUUCGAAGAUGUUACAUAUCAGUGUUGGAUAAGCAAAGCGUUUCUUCCGCAAGGUGUAAUUUUAUCAUCACGAAUUGUUGUAAAUGGCAAGUGUAACCCGCGACCUUUUCGUAGAUGAAAGAAUUUUCCAUCGCUCGUGAGACAGUUCGUGUCGACGAUGUGCCGGAUGUGUCCGAGUCGCCGCCGUCUGGCCGUUCUCGAUAGGCGGACGAUGCGAUUCCGAGAUUUCCCAUAUAUGCAUAUUUAUGCAUAUUUAUGCUGCCAUAAAUAUUAUAAAUAGGCGUGUUUUAUUGUUAUGUCACAUCGCGUUCUCUCUCUCUCUCUCUCUCUCUCUCUCUCUCUUUUAUUUAAUAAAUGUUAGUGCGUUACCUAAUUUAUUUCGUGUACCUGUCGUUACAUCUGCAGCGUGGGCAGAGCAACAAUAGUAAUGAUAGAAUAGUCAAAACGCAAUGAAGCGUUCACGGACUAUGUCGCGACAUCACGAUGAAAAUUUAUAGCAGAAUUUUGCCAACUUAUACUUGGAGGUGACGUCUAAGUGAAACGAAAGAUAUAAUUUCGAUAUUAUCAUUGUCAUCGUACACAGAUAUCACGACCACGUGUAAUGACUAAUGAGUGUCAAUUAUAUUUAUGAGAUUAUAUAUACUUUCCAUUUCACUGAAUCAAAAUUUCAUUGAAACAAUUUUAUGUGCAUAAGCACGGUUAUUCAUAUAUAGAAAAUACAAAUUUGUAACUUACAAAUAUAUAAAUUCAAUUAUAUGUGCACUGAAUUUUGGUCGUUGAGUAACGUGUACGUUCGACUCGAUUAGAGCGCGACAUUUAGAUCCGAUAAGUAUCUCGAUAUAUUAUAAGUAUCGAUAUAAUAUCGAUAUUAUUUAUUAUUAGCAAAUUAACAAUACAAACCCCAAUUUAUUGUAUUUUAUUUUCUUUUACUGUUAGUACAAUUAAUAAAUUUCAAGUGUAUUAAUAA
This is a messenger RNA of Ooceraea biroi (clonal raider ant), 4592 nucleotides long. RefSeq names its product GABA neurotransmitter transporter-1A (gene Gat-a). Gene Ontology annotation, biological process: sodium ion transmembrane transport; nitrogen compound transport; amino acid transport. Gene Ontology annotation, molecular function: gamma-aminobutyric acid:sodium:chloride symporter activity. The record is from RefSeq and is a predicted model, not a curated record. NCBI's taxonomy places the organism in Eukaryota, Metazoa, Arthropoda, Insecta, Hymenoptera, Formicidae. Gene Ontology annotation, cellular component: plasma membrane; neuron projection.